AUGGAGCCUGUUGAGGGCAACGAGUUAGAUAAUGCUGAAAAAGAUAAUGACCAAGAUAAUGGUUCAACUACAAAUGCUCCAAUACAGAAGGAAUCUUUGCUUGAACAGAGGGACACUGACGAAAACUCAGAGUUUCGGAAAAGUAAUGAAGUAUCUUCGGCCAAGACUAGAAGAAAGAGUAAAAGAGUUUCUUCAACACCUGCGUACUGGUACACUGACACUGAUCAACUUCAGUACAUCAAGAAUUGUAGAGCAAGUGGAACGAUACCAUCUAGAUACUUUUUACGUCACUUGAAAGAUGAGAACCUCAACCUGAAACAUAGUGUUCUGGGACUGAGAAAACUGAAACCUAUACUAGCAAGCAUUUCUAACAACUUUAGUAUAACACAACUGGAUCUUACAAAUGCUUGUAUAAAUGAUGAGUGUGUUAAUGAUUUAUGCCAUAUGUUCAGAGAGAACACAUGUAUAACUGACCUUAAUUUGUCUGAAAACCAAAUCACUUCUAAAUCAGCUGAAAUUCUCUGUGAAGUGCUUGCAUCGGCUACACAACUUUUAAGAUUAAAUCUACGAAAAAACUUAUUUAGUGACAGUUCAGGAAUAUUCUUCUCUGAAUUGAUUGCAACCUCACUAAAUCUUGUUUAUAUGAAUAUUUCUUAUAACGAUUUGGGUGAAAUGUCAUGCUAUUAUAUUGGACGAGCAUUACCUCAGGCAACAACACUUAUUGAAUUCGAUUUAAGUUGGAACAGGCUAAAAGGAAAAAAGUUAGAUUUUAUCGGUAAAGGUCUUGCUGUAAGUUGA
Trichobilharzia szidati is the source of this 798-nucleotide messenger RNA. Lineage: Eukaryota; Metazoa; Platyhelminthes; Trematoda; Strigeidida; Schistosomatidae. The record is from the annotation of a GenBank genome assembly.